This is a messenger RNA of Pseudozyma flocculosa PF-1, 615 nucleotides long. RefSeq lists its product as uncharacterized. The transcript has 2 exons. The record is from RefSeq and is a predicted model, not a curated record. Lineage: Eukaryota; Fungi; Basidiomycota; Ustilaginomycetes; Ustilaginales; Ustilaginaceae. Bases 1 to 615 code for a protein of 204 amino acids.
AUGGCUGACCACGACGACACGUGUCCAGGCAGCGAUCCACCACCCGGCCCGUCCGCAUCCACGCCCGAUAUCCACGUCGCAGCGCCGUCGCAACCACUCCCAUCCCCUCAAGAGGCUCUCGAAGAGCUCCGCGCGGACCUCUGUCCGGUCGACGGCGACGCGCGCGUAGGGCGGGCACUGCUCCAGAGUAUCCUCGACGACGUCGGCACCGUCAUCCAUCGCCGAAUCCGGACGGAAGACCUCGAGGAUCGGCCGCAGGAUCCCGACAUAGAGCUGGUGCGCUGGCGCUACGACGCGGCCGACUGGAACCGCGCGGACAAGGUGCUGCCGCCCGAGUGCUUCCGGCAACUCAGCCCGACGAUACUGCACCACGACGCGCCGGCCCACAUGCAACGAAGCAGGCAAGACCUCCUCGCCGCGACGACCAACAACCACGUCACGCAGACCCUCAUGCGGCGCUACACGGUCGGCGAGCUCUUACGCGGCGUGCUCGAGUUUCCGAGCGUGCAGAGGGCCAUGAUGGACGUCGAGGCCGAGGCGAGGAGAUGGCGCAACGAGCAGGCAAAGGCGCGCGCCAACAGCGUCCACCCCCACCAUCACCAGAUUCAGCAUUGA